UAGAGAAAGGAAAAUGCCACUAUUGACGUUUGUUCGCAGCUUGUGUUGACAUUUGUGAUGUGAUUGUGAUGUGUGAUUUCUGACAAACAGCUGUGAAGUCGUGUGUGGUUUCUGUGUAAAAAGAAUUUUAAAAUAUUUUUUUAACAUGAAAAGACCAUGAAAGUAAAAUAUCCUGUGAUUUCAGAAAAGUUGUGAUAGUAUUUUUAAUCAAAUCGUACCUUUUUAAAACAUAUAAUCAGAAUGGUUUAGGAAAAUAUUGACCUCUUAUUAAGUCUCAAUAUUAGCCUUUGAAACCAUGCUUGGCCCAUGUACUAAAUUAAUAUUGAAUUAAUUAAUAAAGCGCGUGCAAUGGUAGGGACCACUGAAAAAAUGGGGACCACAGCCCCAGCAGGGACCACGGAAACAAGUGGUCAAACUAUAGGAUCCACUUCACAAGGACACUGUAAAGGACAUAGAAGGCAGGAAUCAAUGUAUGCAAUGACUGGCUUAUACUCUGAAAGCAUUCCUGAAGAACAGGGUGGUUCUUGUCCAGAUAAGAGUACCUCAAAGUGUACAACGUUUUGUCAUGGUACGGACACUAUCAUUAAAUGCCACAGCAGAAACCCCUCGGCUAAUUUCGAUCCUCACAGGGCAAUGCAAUCUGCUGUUGGCUCCCUGGCUCGAACUAAUGAACAGCCUUUAAUGUUAGGAAACACCAAACAGUGUGGCAUACUAGGUUUUAGACCCUCAUGCCUUCAAAAUCUUGCAAGUAUUAAAACUUUUGUACUACUGUUAUCCUUCUUAGUCACACUGCAACAGGCGUUAAGUUCAGGAUACAUUAAUUCUGUGAUAACAACAAUAGAAAAAAGGUUUGAGAUCCCUUCAAGUCUCUCUGGUUUAGUUGCAUCAUCUUAUGAAAUAGGAAAUGUGAUAACAGUUAUAUUUGUAAGCUACUUGGGUAGUCGACGCCACAUACCCGUAUGGAUUGGCGUCGGAUCAGUUUUAAUGGGAAUAGGCUCCCUUAUAUUCAUGGUACCGCAUUUUAUCGCAGAUGAAAACGUCGGUAUCGCGAUGCUAAAUAACACUGAAGAUAAUAUGUGCAGAGUUGUAACUGUGCAUGACCGAGACAUGGGGCUUGGAAGGCUUUCUUCGGGGCUAUCGUCACCUCCAUUAGCCCCAAACAACAUCAGAGGUGACAACUGCAUUAGGGGUUCACCUUCUACCACAGCCCCCGUUUUGUUGUUUGUCGUCGCUCAGUUACUACUGGGCUGUGGGGGGUCGCCUUUAUUUACUCUAGGAACUACUUAUGUAGAUGAUCACGUCAGGCCUGAGAGUUCCUCUAUUUAUAUAGGAUGUAUGUACAGUAUGGCCGCGUUUGGUCCUGUUCUGGGAUUCCUUCUUGGAGCAUAUUUACUUUCGUUUCACAUGGACUCUUUUUCGAAAAUAAUCUCCAUCAGUGCGGGAGAUAAGCGCUGGAUUGGUAUGUGGUGGGGCGGGUUCCUUUUAUGCGGCUUUCUGCUGAUCGUCGUGGCGAUUCCUUUCUUUUCCUUUCCCAAAGUGCUGGUCCACGAAAAGGAAAAAAUACGGUUGAUGGAAAAGAAAGCAGCGGAACAAGGCAGCAACUCAAACAGCACCAACAAAGAAAAAGAGAAGAUUGCAGCAAACCCCAUCAAGAAGGAAGAAGAUCCAGCCUAUGGAAGGGAUAUCAAAGAUAUUCCUAAAUCAAUGUGGAAGCUUGCUUCUAAUCCUGUAUACAUGGUGACAUGUUUAGGCGCUUGCACGGAGCUGAUAAUCGUCUCUGGGUUUGUAGUGUUUCUUCCAAAAUAUUUGGAAACGCAGUUCAGUUUAGGUAAAAGCCAGGCAAGCGUUUUUACAGGAUCAAUCGCAAUUCCCGGAGCUUGCAUAGGUAUCUUCAUUGGAGGGCUGAUCUUGAAGAAGAUGGAACUGAGACCUAAGGGCGCCGUUCAGUUCGUGCUCAUCUCCAAUUCGAUUUGCCUUCUGUGCUACGGUCUGUUAUUUUUUUUGGGGUGCGACAAUUUAAAGAUGGCGGGCACGACCAUCCCUUACUUCAACAGCACUCAGCCCUUCCAGGUGAAUUUGACGGCUUCCUGCAACUUCGGCUGCGAGUGCAGCAUGAACGAUGUGGAACCGGUUUGCGGCAACAACGGGCUCACUUAUUUCAGUCCGUGCCAUGCGGGGUGCACGUCUAUUUUAAGCUCUAAUUAUACCAACUGUGCCUGUAUACAUGGGAAUAUGAGUUUAAAAAAUAAUUCUUCCUUAAAUUACGCUUCCCCACUGGAUAGUGGCUAUUCAGAGGUUACCAUAGUGCCUGUGGCUACCGCAGGGCCCUGCAACUCGCAAUGUCACACCAUAUAUCCUUUUUUGAUAUUGUUGUUUUUUAUGACGUUUAUAGUAGCUAUCACACAGAUGCCUUUAUUGAUGAUCGUCCUGAGAUCCGUCGAUGAAGAGGAAAGGUCGUUCGCCUUAGGCAUGCAGUUUGUAAUAUUUCGCUUGUUCGGAUACAUCCCCGCGCCUAUAUUGUUUGGAAAUUUGAUUGAUUCCACUUGUUUGCUAUGGAAAAGCACCUGUGGCACAAAAGGAGGCAGGUGUCUCUUGUACGAUAUAGAACAGUUCAGGUACAGGUAUGUGGGUUUAUGUGGCAGCAUAAAAAUAUUAGCAUUAGGAAUAUUUCUAAUCGAUUGGUGGCUGAUAAAACGAAGAAAAUUAAUAGACGAGGAAAAAGUAAUGACCCCGAAAGAAAUAGUCGGGUCAAUUAUAAGUUUAGAUAAAUUAUUUUCGGAUAUGCACAGCAGGGGUCACUCGAGGUGUCACUCCAGAAACCCGAGCUCCGUCACAAACCACGAUUUUAACCCAAACACGGCAAAAACCAUUAAAUUAGUGAAGGAGGCCUUAGAAGCGCAUACGGCAAAAGAAAACAUUAAAACAGAGGCGUCCUCAAGUGUUGGGGCAGAUUUAGAGAACACUAAUAAGGAUUAAUCAUUUAAGUACAUAGUUAUUCAUUAAUUUAAACUAAACAAACACAAAAAAUAAUUUCAAUAAUUCUGAUUUGUGAAGUAUUAUAUUUAUUAGAUAUUAUUUUUAAAAAAAUGCCCUUACCAAAUUUGGUAAUCUUAAGUACUAACGGUAUCAUUAAUUGGUUAUUAAUCUGUUUAGGUUGCAAAGCAAAUUAAAUAAAAAAAAUAUCGAAGAUCUUGGCAGGUAGAGGACGAGCCAACAAAUGCAUAAAAUAUAUUUACAUAAUAAUUUUAAAUUUCAAAAAAGAUGUUUACGAAUUUUUACGGAUAUAUAAGUAUAAGAACGACACGAUAUUAAAAUAUUCAGCCAAUAUUAACUACAAAAAAGAAAAUAAUGACUGUCCUUGAACUGCCAACAACAGAUUAAAACUAAUACGGUCGCUUAUUAUUUGAAUAAUCCAGUUUAUAAUUGUUGACAUCUAAGAUCUAAAAUGUUCACUCCAAAAGCAUAUCUCUAGAAACGUUCGGGUGUGUGAAAAGCCGAUUUUUACACUUGCUUUCGAAGUUACACUGCCUAGCUGCCCACACAAAAUCCAACAAAUAACAACAGUUUUAUUUAGAGUUAGGAUUCUUUAAAACUUUAGAAUUUUUUAAUCUCUGAAAACAGUCACGAGCACCUAAGGAGAAGCGUUACAUAUCAGCAGAAUAUAGGAAGACUUUCAAUUCUAUUUUUAAAUUGUUCUUGUAACUUAGUUCCAGGCAGAAUUUAAACUGCGUGCGUAGCUCUAAAUAAAAAAGUAAUUUCGUUGUUUACCAGAGGCGUAGCCAGAGGAUUUUAACGGAAAAGCGAGUAAAGCGUCUUGAGUGUCCCGACCAAAGGCGCGUAGCGUUUAGCGGUUCUUAAUACAAAAAUAUACACUUUAAACGCUUUACUCGCUAUCUGUGGCCGUGGGCGAAAACUUGCUACGCCUCUGUAUUGGCGUUUCCCUUAUGAGUAGAGUUGACAUAGCAUAGUCUUUUAAUUAUGAUGCUAACUUAUUAUAUUCAACAUCUGUAAGCUAGUGGCAAAAUGAAAGUGCAAAUAGAAUAGGACUGAUUUAUCUGAAUUAUUAACUAAAAGAUAUUAUUUAUACAAUUAAUGAUCUCUUUCAUUGUUCUUUUUUUUUAUGAUUAUACUCCUAAUACUGCCAACUAUUUGAGGCAACUUAUACACUAGUUUUUUAAUUGUAACUUGUAUACUUAUUUUUCCAUUUAUUUUAAUUUGGCAAUACUUAGAGACCUAACGAUAGAUUUACCUAGGUAUUGCUAAAAAACAUUCCAUAUAGCUUAAAAAUCUAUUCUGUACUUAACAGUACAUUGUAUUUGCUUAUUACGUCAAGAUAAAAUAUAGCCUGUACUAAUUUACCUUAAUUUGCAGUUGAUUGUUAAGUAUUUUAGUUUCUUACUUAAGUACUAUGGUUAAUUAUCAAUAUCGAAUGAAAAGAUCUGACAGCAAUAUGAUGUGAUUGAAUAUUUAAUAAUAUAAGAUGACUUGUACUUUGUAUUUUGAAUAAAAGUUAUGAAGUU
Molecule: messenger RNA, 4520 nt
Organism: Sitophilus oryzae (rice weevil)
Lineage: Eukaryota; Metazoa; Arthropoda; Insecta; Coleoptera; Curculionidae
Product: solute carrier organic anion transporter family member 5A1-like
Exons: 11
Coding region: 349-2976 (875 amino acids)
Biological process (GO): transmembrane transport; sodium-independent organic anion transport
Cellular component (GO): membrane
Molecular function (GO): protein binding
Source: RefSeq, a predicted model, not a curated record